This is a messenger RNA of Rhododendron vialii, 1095 nucleotides long. Its product is annotated as probable glutathione peroxidase 8. The transcript has 6 exons. NCBI's taxonomy places the organism in Eukaryota, Viridiplantae, Streptophyta, Magnoliopsida, Ericales, Ericaceae. Gene Ontology annotation, biological process: response to oxidative stress. The record is from RefSeq and is a predicted model, not a curated record. Gene Ontology annotation, molecular function: glutathione peroxidase activity. Bases 243 to 755 code for a protein of 170 amino acids.
AGGGGUUCGCCAUGUUUCUCCAUCGCUCCGUCACUCGACUCCAUGAGAAACUUCGGGACCCAAAUCACGCUCUCCAAUAAUUUUUCUUCGUUUAUUUCUCUCCUCCCCAUAAACCUUCCUCGAAAACCAAACACCCCCCCACCCCCCCAAAACAACAAAAGGCCAUAUUUCUCUACACUCCGUCGUUUAUUUUCAGCCAAAGCCUCCUCUUCGCCUUCUUCAAAAAUCUGCUUGUAUACUAAAUGGAGGUCCAGUCGAAGAAGGACCCAGAAUCUGUGUACGACUUCAUUGUCAAGGAUGCCAAGGGAAGUGAUGUAGAUCUGAGCAUUUACAAGAGCAAAGUCUUACUUAUAGUGAAUGUUGCUUCUAAAUGUGGAAUGACCAAUUCAAACUACACCGAACUGAAUCAGCUAUAUGAGAAGUACAAAGAUCAAGGCCUGGAAAUAUUAGCAUUUCCAUGCAAUCAGUUUGGUGAGGAAGAACCAGGAAGCAACGAUCAGAUCUUAGAGUUUGUCUGCACUCGUUUCAAAUCAGAAUUUCCUGUUUUCGAUAAGAUUGAAGCGAAUGGUGAAAAUGCAGCUCCGCUAUACAAGUUCUUGAAAUUAGGGAAAUGGGGAAUUAUUGGAGAUGAUAUUCAGUGGAACUUUGCUAAGUUUCUUGUCGACAAGAAUGGGCAGGCUGUUGACCGCUAUUACCCCACGACCUCACCUCUUACCAUUGAGAGAGACAUACAGAAGCUACUGGGAAUUUUGUAGAAUAAACAAGGCUUUGUUUGGUCACAUAGUUGUUCUGUUGUACUACAUGUAAACGGUUUGCAUUUUCAGCUUGGUUCUCUGCUGCACCGAUGAUGAGACCUCUCCUGGAAAAUGGUGCACCGAAAUGAUUCAUACAAUUUCAGCGGGCACAGAUUCUGAUUUUGCUCUUGUGGUUCUGAUUCGAGUCUUAAUUCCUGAACUCUGUUCUCAUGUUUGGGUCGGUUUUGUUUUGUGCAACAAGAAUGCGAUUAUGGCAAUGCAGUUCUUGGGUCAAUGUGUCAAGACUCAAGUAUGCCAUGGUUUAAUGCAAUAUUUGGCCUUGAGACCAUAUUCUCCAAAA